Gongylonema pulchrum is the source of this 654-nucleotide messenger RNA. Lineage: Eukaryota; Metazoa; Nematoda; Chromadorea; Rhabditida; Gongylonematidae. The record is from the annotation of a GenBank genome assembly.
GAUGUGAUCGAAAAGAUACCAAUCCGUGCACGAUCGCAGAGCUGGCUGAUCAGAACCCGACAUCUGCUCGAUCAUACCAAAGUUGCGAGGGAAUAUGAAAGGGCAGUGGUCAUGCGGCUCGGACGCCUUAUUGAUGGUGGUACUAAAGGACCGGGACUAUUUUUCAUUAUGCCUUGUAUUGAUACUUUUCGCAUCGUAGAUUUGCGAGUGCUUUCAUUCGAUGUGCCGCCGCAGGAAAUACUGAGCCGUGAUUCUGUCACGGUAUCCGUGGAGGCUGUCAUCUAUUUCCGAGUCAAUAAUCCGGUUAUCUCGGUAACAAACGUCAAUGAUGCGCAAUUCAGCACAAAACUUCUGGCCCAAACAACGCUUCGGAAUGUUCUUGGCACUCGUACACUUAGUGAAAUGCUCAGCGAACGGGACAGCAUUGCUAAUGUAAUCGAGAAAGUUUUGGAAGAGGGAACAGAUCCAUGGGGUGUGCAGGUGCAACGGGUUGAAAUCAAAGAUAUCCGGUUACCGCAUCAGCUGAUGAGAUCGAUGGCUGCAGAAGCGGAAGCUGCUCGAGAUGCUCGUGCUCUGAUCAUACAUGCUGAUGGAGAACGGAAAGCAUCCUGGUUCGUUUUCUUAUAUUCUGAAAUUUUGAUCCUACGACUUUAA